Messenger RNA from Trichomonas vaginalis G3, 759 nucleotides. RefSeq lists its product as uncharacterized. The transcript has a single exon. Lineage: Eukaryota; Parabasalia; Trichomonadida; Trichomonadidae. Bases 1 to 759 code for a protein of 252 amino acids. The record is from RefSeq and is a predicted model, not a curated record.
AUGCUCGAUCAUUUGAUUCUGAAUGUAUUAAUCAGCAAAAAGAUUUUAAUUAAUAGUGAACCGUCUAUAGAUGGUUCAACAAUGAUAAUUUCUUCAGCGGAUGAUUUUCAAAAUAGCGAAAACUUAAUACAGCAAAUUGAAAGUAAGAGCAUCGAGACUAUUAAAAUCACAGGGGAUUCUAUUACUGAGAUACCUAGUUUCGUUGGUCUGAAGAAAGUUAAAUUUGUCAACAUUGACGCCAGUCAAGUUACUAAAAUUCCCGAUUACUGCUUUUAUAACAGUAAAAAACUUAAAGAAGUUACCAUUCACCAAGGUCUCACAGGAAUUGGCGAUUAUGCAUUUGCUUUUACGACAAUAGAAAAAAUCAAUCUCGAAAAUGUCAACAAUAUUGGACCAAAUUCUUUUGCUUACUGUAGCCAAUACAAAGAUUUAAAAAUUCCUCAACUCUCUUUUAUCGAGUCUUUCUCAAAUUCAGGAGUUAUCAAUUUAACUCUCUUGUCUGACUGCGAUGUUGCACAAAUUUCAGCAUAUUUACCAUACUUAGAAAAUGUUAACAUCAAAAAAUGUGAUCAGCUCGGUUCUUUUUCGCUUUGUCCAAAAUUGAAAUCGAUUUUGUUCCAAAGUGAGUUUGAAUUUACAAUUUCGCAAUAUUCGUUUUCUCUUUCAUCAAUUGCGAACAUUGACCUGAAAAAUGCCAAAACAAUAGGAUCUUAUUCUUUUGAAAACUCAAAAAUAAAAAAAAGUUGUUCUUGGAAAUAA